Molecule: messenger RNA, 4020 nt
Organism: Diatraea saccharalis (sugarcane borer)
Lineage: Eukaryota; Metazoa; Arthropoda; Insecta; Lepidoptera; Crambidae
Source: the annotation of a GenBank genome assembly
CAGCGCCCCACCCGUUCAUUGCCGAUUUGACCGCAAGAGUGGAUCGACGCACUCUUGCUAACGCGUCUUCCUUAUUGCUGUUGCCAAUUUUAUUCUGAAACAUUUUUAUAAACUCAAAAGAGUUCGCCGCCAACACAGUACAACGAAACACUGUUAUAAAAAAAUAAAUCGCGAUCGAUUUCGAUUAUAAUUUUUGAUUUAACCCGAAAAGUUUAACUGCUGAUUUCAUAGUCGAUUUGCCGAGCGCAACUCGCUUUCAGUUUUAGUUUUCACUCUACGGGUUUUCUAAAUUUUUAGAGCCACUUACCGAGUAUUUUUUUAAUACGCUGUGACGCUUUCGAGGUAUUUUCAUUAGACGUGGAGCGGAAAAUAUAGGAAAAUGUCGAAAAAACAUCUUCACAAUCAAGCUGCUAUACCGUUAGCUCCGGCGGUAUUUAAGAAACCCCAAAUGCGGCCGAUGAUAGCCGAAUAUGACCCCAAGAAAAAAGGUGUCAGAAAUGAUUUAUCCGAUGUCGUCAUGGUCAAGUACAAAGUUGACCCAAAUGAGAUCCCUGUGGAACAACAGGCAGGGUCAACCCUACCUCUCAUGGAGAUACCGGGUCGGGAUGUUGAGGCGGAUGAAGAUUAUAAUCCGUUUGAACACCGGAAACUGGCUCAUCCAACAUCGGAUAUGGAUACCUUAAUACAUUUGCUGAAAGGUUCCCUGGGUAGUGGUAUUUUAGCUAUGCCUAUGGCAUUUCGGAACGCUGGUCUCUUCUUUGGUCUGGUAGCUACUUUCCUCAUUGGUGGAAUUUGCACUUACUGCGUUCAUGUGCUCGUCCGAACAGCACACGAUUUGUGUAGAAGGAUGCAGAAACCAUCGCUUGGAUUUGCUGAAACCGCAGAAGCUGCGUUCUUAUCAGGACCUCCGGCUGCACAUAAAUUUUCGAGGCUAGCUAAGGCUAUGAUCAACUGGUUCCUAGUUAUAGACUUAUUGGGAUGCUGUUGUGUAUACAUCGUCUUCGUAUCAAAGAACGUAAAACAAGUAGUGGAUUAUUACGCUAAGGGAAGUGACUGGGAUGACAUUGAUAUCAGAGUCUAUAUGGCUUCAUUAUUACCCUUCCUUAUAGCAGUCAAUUUGAUCAGAAACCUGAAAUAUUUGGCACCAUUCUCGAUGAUUGCAAACCUCCUGGUAGGAACCGGCAUGGGAAUAACCGUUUACUACCUGUUCCAAGACAUUCCAAGCAUACAAGAAAGGUCACCUUUUGCUGGAUUUGAACGCUUACCUAUGUUCUUUGGUACGGCCAUUUUCGCUUUGGAAGGAAUCGGUGUUGUCAUGCCCCUGGAAAAUAAUAUGAAAACACCAACUCACUUCAUCGGUUGCCCUGGUGUAUUGAACACGGGAAUGUUUUUCGUCGUUUCUUUAUAUGCUUUCGUUGGAUUUACUGGCUACUUGAAAUAUGGAGAUGGUACGAAGAGCAGUAUUACCUUAAAUUUACCAGAAGAUGAAAUUUUGGGUCAAUCCGUGAAGUUAAUGAUCGCUGUCGCUAUUUUCUUCACGUACAGUCUUCAGUUUUACGUGCCAAUGGAAAUUAUAUGGAAAAAUGUACGCCAUUGGUUUGGCGCUAAGAAGAAUCUCGCCGAGUACAGUAUCAGAAUAGCUCUAGUUAUCGUAACAGUCUGCAUUGCUAUUGCUAUUCCAAACCUUGGGCCGUUCAUUUCACUCGUUGGCGCUGUUUGCCUUUCUUUUCUUGGAUUGAUAUUCCCGGCGGUAAUUGAAACUGUUACUUAUUGGGACCGGCCUAACGGUCUAGGCCGCUUCAACUGGGUACUCUGGAAAAAUACCUUCCUAAUCUCUUUCGGGGUUCUUGGUUUCUUGACAGGUUCCUAUGUAAGUAUUAUCGACAUUAUUAAAGGAGAGGAAUAAGAAUAGCAAUGCAUGACCCAUUUUUAGAACUACAUUUGUAAAAUUAAGAACUAUAAAUAAACAAUAAAGUUGAUUUUAACUCUGUAGGUACACGUACUUUUGUAUUGUACUAAAGAAACAUUACUGUUAUUUAUAUGGUUACGAUAUGAGUUUCUGUAAUGCUCAAAUAAUCUUUGUUUGAGAUUAGUGUACCUACCUACCCUUUUUCGAUUAAGAAUAUUUUUAAUUGUUUUUACGCGUGCAGUAGGUUGUGUUUUCGAUUGUUAUUAUUUAGCCCCGAAACUGUAGCCAUUUAGUUAUAAGACAAUGUAGAUACUACCUUACUUUAAAAAAUGUGUGAGAAUUUUCUAGUGCAUUAUCGAAAUGUGAUACAAUUUUAGGUUUAAUAAAAGGCAUCUAUUGCCAUAUUAAGAAAGAUAAUAGGUAUAAAAUUCUGUGGAAGUUUAAUUUCGGAAAUCGUAGUCACAAUAAAAAUUAUGGUUAUAUGUGGAUAUACAUCGUUCCGCUUGUUUGCUGAAUAUGUGUUACAAAUUUUGGGGUUUAAUAUUAGAAUUGUUCGUGAUAACAAUUAUGGCAUUUUUUCAUUACCAAAAAGGAAAAAAUAUCUGCUUAGAUAGUUUAUAGAUUUUCAUAUCGAGCUUUUGAAUUUAUAAACUGAAGCAUUUAGAAUGCCUAAAGGUGCAUAACGUAAGAUUAAUUCUUAGUCUCAUGAUCUUGAUGAAAAGUAUUAGCAAUUUUGAUUAGUUUUUAUAUAUAUGUACGUACAUGUAUAAUGACAGAAAAGAAUCUUCGUUAGAGUAUUUUUAUAUUUGAUAAAACUUUGUUGUAUAUCUUAAGAGGUAAUCUAUAGAUUUUUCAACUCCAAAACGCUGUCGAAUAACACCUUCCUAUGAAUACUUAGUAAAAAAAUUUUUGGCGUAGUUAUUUAUUAGAGUAAAGACUGUAUAUUUUUUUGUAAAUUUUGCUACACUUAUAUAAAUAUUUUCCGUGUUAAACAUCCAUGCUUCCAUAUAAAAUGUCUCAUAAGCUGAACAAACUGUAAGAUGUUCCUCAUAUGAACCAGUUUCUGAUAUUUAUUCUUAGAGACCAUUAAUGUAGGUGGUAAUGCAAAAAAGUAGUAUAAAUGUGAGUAAGACUAAAACGUAAUGAAAUAUACAUAAAAUGAUUUCUGUAAUAAUUAUAAGACAGGCCUUUUUUCUGGCAGUAUAGAUCAUUCGUUAGUUAUAAGUUCUUAUUCGGCUAAAGGCCAAUAUGCUUUUUUUAUGAAAAAGGAAUUUUUCCUGUGUAUUAUGUUCUUCGUGAAUUCAAACUUUUCAUAACUUAGCAAUCCUCUGUCUAAACAUGGUUUGCACGUAACAUAUAUUUUUAUAGGUUUAGGCAUAUCAUGAUAUAGCAUUCAGAGAAUAAUAAAAUGGACUUGUAUUGGGGUGGGAUGGUGAAUAAUAACAAAACUAUCGGUUAAGGAUAGUUAUAAAGUGAAGUAUAUACCUAAGUAUCAGAAAUUGGGUAUAUGUAUUAUUCUUUAUCCAGUUGAAUACAAAUAAUUGCUCCUAGAAAGUUUGAGGAUGUAAAUCGAGUUACAAUUGUUUUCAAUCGUUUCAACUUAUUCAUAGCAAGUUUUUUGUUAGGAUUAAUCUAUUCGUCCCGAUUAACUGAUUUUUCAUGAAAUAAUGGUGUGUAUAUCAUGAUCUGCCUCAUGCGGAGCUAAUUUAAUUUAAAUCAGUGCUAACUAAAACCAGCAUUUGGCAGGUAACUACAUAAUCUGCUGACUGCUGGUUAGCCCUUAUUGCUUAAGUCGAAAUGUAAUCGAAUAUGUACGAUAUUUUUCAUAGAGUAUUCAAAAACUGUUGUCUAUAAUAAUAUCACUGACUGUUCGAUAUUUUUUUAAAGAAAUAGUCACUACAGUAAGUAUUCAGGUCAAUAUGUCAAUUUAGAAAAAAUAACCAAAUAUUUUGGAAACCCGUUUAAAUAGUAAAAUGAUAAAAAAAUAUUUAAUUUUGUUAUAAAUCUGGCAAACUAUUUAGUAAAAUAAUUCCUAUUAGAGAUCUAUUAAAAGUACUACCUAUUUUAGAUAGUAACGAUUGUUUUGUUACAGUAUUAAAUAGAUCAUACUU